AUGAAUAUUCAGUCUGGAAAACAAACCUUUCCUUACUUUUCGUUACUUCUCAUGAUAUCCUCGAUUGAGGCAUCUACUGUUGAUGAUCGUGUCCAGACAAAUAAUAAUGGAAGUGAGCCAGAUAACAUAUUUGAGCCGCCGCGGACGACCGUCAGAAUUUACAACAACCUCGAAGAUGGGACGCAACUAUCAGUUCACUGCAAGUCCAAGGACGACGAUCUAGGGCCCCAUAAUCUGGCCAACAGCCAAUCCUACGACUGGAAAUUCCGAGUAAAUUACAUGGGUACUACUUUGUUCUUUUGUGGCCUUACUUCCCUCGAGGCAACGGGGACGUUCACUAUCUUUGACGCGGAAAGGGACGAGGCCAGAUGUCAAACGAAUUGCAAUUGGAGAGUCAAGAGAGAUGGCGUCCACGGCUACACGGAGGCAAAGGGGAUUGAAGAUAUUUUUUUCCCUUGGCCAAAAUUUUCACUAAAAUAG
Molecule: messenger RNA, 480 nt
Organism: Morus notabilis
Lineage: Eukaryota; Viridiplantae; Streptophyta; Magnoliopsida; Rosales; Moraceae
Product: S-protein homolog 6
Exons: 1
Coding region: 1-480 (159 amino acids)
Source: RefSeq, a predicted model, not a curated record